Molecule: messenger RNA, 2808 nt
Organism: Lemur catta (Ring-tailed lemur)
Lineage: Eukaryota; Metazoa; Chordata; Mammalia; Primates; Lemuridae
Gene: SCYL1
Product: SCY1 like pseudokinase 1
Exons: 17
Coding region: 114-2672 (852 amino acids)
Biological process (GO): protein phosphorylation
Molecular function (GO): protein kinase activity; ATP binding
Source: RefSeq, a predicted model, not a curated record
GACGCAGGCCCCGCCUUGCAGCCCCGCCUCCUCCCCGCCCCGCCCCGGCUCGGGCGUCGGGAGCACCCGGAGCUGAGGGGCCUUAGCCCGCGGCGGCGGCGGCGGCGGGGACGAUGUGGUUCUUUGCCCGGGACCCGGUCCGGGACUUCCCGUUCGAGCUCAUCCCGGAACCCCUCGAGGGCGGCCCGCCUGGGCCCUGGGCUCUGCACCGCGGCCGCAAGAAGGCCACAGGCAGCCCGGUGUCCAUCUUCGUGUACGAUGUGAAGCCUGGUGCAGAAGACCAGACCCAGGUGGCCAAAGCUGCCUUCAAGCGCCUCAAAACUCUCCGGCACCCCAACAUCCUGGCUUACAUUGAUGGGCUGGAGACAGAAAAAUGCCUCCACGUAGUGACAGAGGCUGUGACCCCAUUGGGAAUGUACCUCAAGGCGAGAGUGGAGGCUGGUGACCUGAAGGAGCUAGAGAUCUCCUGGGGGCUACACCAGAUCGUGAAAGCCCUCAGCUUCCUGGUCAACGACUGCAGCCUCAUCCACAACAAUGUCUGCAUGGCCGCUGUGUUCGUGGACCGAGCUGGCGAAUGGAAGCUUGGGAGCCUGGAUUACAUGUACUCAGCUCAGGGCAAUGGUGAGGGACCGCCCCGUAAGGGCAUUCCCGAGCUUGAGCAGUAUGACCCCCCGGAGUUGGCUGACAGCAGUGGCAGGGUGGUCAAAGAAAAGUGGUCAGCGGAUAUGUGGCGCUUGGGCUGCCUCAUCUGGGAAGUUUUCAAUGGGUCCCUACCUCGGGCGGCAGCCCUACGCAACCCUGGGAAGAUCCCCAAAUCACUGGUGCCCCAUUACUGUGAGCUGGUAGGAGCCAACCCCAAGGUGCGUCCCAACCCAGCCCGCUUCCUGCAGAACUGCCGGGCACCUGGUGGCUUUAUGAGCAACUGCUUUGUAGAAACCAACCUCUUUCUGGAAGAGAUUCAGAUCAAAGAGCCAACUGAGAAGCAGAAGUUCUUCCAAGAGCUGAGCAAGAGCCUGGACUCGUUCCCUGAGGAUUUCUGUCGGCACAAGGUGCUGCCCCAGCUCCUGACUGCCUUCGAAUUCGGCAAUGCUGGCGCUGUUGUCCUCACGCCCCUCUUCAAGGUGGGCAAGUUCCUCAAUGCUGAGGAGUAUCAGCAGAAGAUCAUCCCUGUGGUGGUCAAGAUGUUCUCAUCCACUGAUCGGGCCAUGCGCAUCCGCCUCCUACAGCAGAUGGAGCAGUUCAUCCAAUACCUUGACGAGCCAACAGUCAACACUCAGAUCUUUCCCCACGUUGUACAUGGCUUCCUGGACACCAACCCUGCCAUCCGUGAGCAGACGGUCAAGUCCAUGCUGCUUCUAGCCCCGAAGCUCAAUGAGGCCAACCUCAAUGUGGAGCUGAUGAAGCACUUCGCACGGCUGCAGGCCAAGGAUGAUCAGGGCCCCAUCCGCUGCAACACAACUGUCUGCCUGGGCAAAAUCGGCUCCUACCUCAGUGCCAGUACCAGACACAGGGUCCUUACCUCCGCCUUCAGCCGGGCCACUAAGGACCCAUUUGCACCGUCCCGGGUGGCGGGUGUCCUGGGCUUCGCUGCCACCCACAACCUCUACUCGAUGAACGACUGUGCCCACAAGAUCCUGCCUGUGCUCUGCGGCCUCACUGUGGAUCCUGAGAAAUCCGUGCGGGACCAGGCCUUCAAGGCCAUUCGAAGCUUCCUGUCCAAACUGGAGUCUGUGUCAGAGGACCCCACCCAGCUGGCAGAAGUGGAGAAGGACGUUCACGCAGCCUCCAGCCCCGGGAUGGGGGGAGCCGCAGCCAGCUGGGCAGGCUGGGCUGUGACUGGGGUCUCCUCACUCACCUCCAAGCUGAUCCGUGCGCACCCCACGGCUACCCCAGUGGAGACCAAUGUUCCCCAGAGACCCAUGCCUGAGGGACUUCCUGCCCCGGCCCCUACCCCUGUCCCUGCCAUCCCUACAACCUCAGGCCACUGGGAGACACAAGAGGAGGACAAGGACACAGCAGAGGACAGCAGCACUGCUGAUAGAUGGGAUGACGAAGACUGGGGCAGCUUGGAGGGAGGAGGUCAGUUGUCAUCCCUCCUCCUUCCCACACUGCAGCAGGAGGCGGAGUCUGUGUUGGCCCAGCAGGAGGACUGGAAUGCUGGGGGCCAAGCAGGCCGAGCUGGGCAGGUGAGCAGGGGUCAGGCAAGGGGAAGGGGAUGGUGUGUAUGGGGGGUGGAUCCAGCCCCUUCCUCCCUGGCCCAGUGCUACCUCCCCCUGCCCCCACAGGUCAGCAGCCAGGAUCACAAAUCCCUGGAGUCCGACUGGAGCAGCUGGGAAGCCGAAGGCUCCUGGGACCAGGGCUGGCAGGAGGAGAGCUCACCGGAGCGGCCCCCUGAAGGCACACGGAUGGCCAGCGAGUAUAACUGGGGCGCACCCGAGCCUAAUGACAAGGGCGAUCCUUUCUCUUCCCUGUCUGCGCGCCCCAGCACCCAGCAGAGGCCUGACUCCUGGGGUGAGGACAGCUGGGAGGGCUUGGAGACUGACAGCCGACAGGCGAAGGCUGAGCUGGCCCGGAAAAAGCGCGAGGAGCGGCGGCGGGAGAUGGAGGCCAAACGCGCCGAGAAGAAGGUGGCCAAAGGCCCCAUGAAGCUGGGAGCCCGGAAGCUGGACUGAACCGCCGUGGGGGCGCUUCCCGGCUGCGGAGAGCCGCCCGCGGAUGUAUUUAUUGUACAAACCAUGCGAGCCCGGCUGCCCGGCCAGGCACAUCUCACGUGUACAUAAUCAGAGCCACAAUAAAUUCUAUUUCGCA